Messenger RNA from Limanda limanda (common dab), 1304 nucleotides. RefSeq names its product thioredoxin domain containing 15 (gene txndc15). Gene Ontology annotation, cellular component: cilium. The transcript is spliced from 6 exons. The record is from RefSeq and is a predicted model, not a curated record. NCBI's taxonomy places the organism in Eukaryota, Metazoa, Chordata, Actinopteri, Pleuronectiformes, Pleuronectidae. The coding region runs from base 99 to 1145 and encodes 348 amino acids. Gene Ontology annotation, biological process: cilium assembly.
CACAUUACAUUAGUUCCUCAAGCUGCGGAACAUGAACUCACAACAGCAUGUCACGAUAACCGUUUAUAUGUAGGUGUAGCUGCACACGGCCUGAAGCCAUGACGGGGGUUUUGAGCAGCCUUUACAUUUCGUGCGUUUUAUUAUUUAUUAGUUAUCAUUCUGGUGUUUUUAGGUUUUCGUCGGUGACAGCCCAAGAUAUUGAUGAGUCACUGGCGCUCACACUGUCAGAGGAGGCUGCUUCUGACUUAGAGAACAGCCCCAAGUUUGUUGAAUCAGAAGACCUGGAAACUCUGCCGAAGAGGCAGUUCAAGACAGCUGAGAUUGCAGAUGCUCUGAUGGGCACUGAAGUCCCCAUCAAUCCCUCUGAUAUCGAGUCCCUUUUCCCCAAAAAUGUGAAAGACUUCCAGUCAGGUUUCUCUCCGCCUUGUGACGAGGUCAGUGCCCAGUGCGCUUCGUCUGCCGCGGCGGCUACAGGAGCGUCACUGGAGGAGACGGGCACCGAACCGUCACAGCAGGUCACCCUUGACAUAGUGCACGCAACCUCCGAGGAGCAGAACACCACAGAAACUGCCAAGACGUACAAAGUGAAUUGUGAUAAGAGAAACUUCACAGAAAUGGACAGUUUUGCUGUACAUGUCCUCAACGUUUCACAGGACCUGAUGGAGUACCUGAAUGUGAACAGCACAGAAUGCUCUGUUGUGCUGUUCUUCACCACGUGGUGCCAGUUCUCCGCCAGCCUGGCACCUCACUUCAACGCCCUGCCCAGAGUCUUUCCCGGCAUGCACUUCUUGGCACUUGAUGCCUCUCAACACAGCAGCCUCUCCACAAGGUUUGGGACCGUGGCUGUGCCCAACAUUCUUUUGUUCCAGGGGGCCAAACCCAUGGCUCGCUUCAACCACACUGACCGAACGCUGGAGACACUCACCUCCUUCAUUGCUAACCAGACAGGGUUUGAAUCUGUCACUGACAGAAACGUGACGGACGCUGACCGCCUGGGCCCCCUCCCCAGCGUCCCUGUGAGCAGCAUCGACUGGCUACUGGUCUUCUCCAUCCUCUUCAUCACAGGCUUCUUUAUUUACGCCAUCCUGAGAACGGACAGCAUCCGCUGGCUGAUACCGGGACAGGAGCACGAGCAUCAGGACUGAAAACGCAAAAGCCAGGAAAACCACUAGAUGUAAACAUCACUCGAUCAACAAUUUAGUUUGUUAUUGAUCGUGAGCUAAUUUGUUGAUAUUUUAAGUGUUUUUUGGUCAAAACUAAUUCAUUGAGCCAUUUGGAUUUAUAAUAAAAAAAUUAUUAUCUUU